Parasteatoda tepidariorum (common house spider) is the source of this 2495-nucleotide messenger RNA. The record is from RefSeq and is a predicted model, not a curated record. Lineage: Eukaryota; Metazoa; Arthropoda; Arachnida; Araneae; Theridiidae.
GUAAUUAUGAAAAACAUUUUCAUUUCUUUGUAACUACAUCUGUUGAAAGUGUAUUUGAGAUAAAGCUUUUAAAAGAUCUUCAUUCUUGAGAAAGUCUCUUCUUGUUCAACUAUGCCUCGUAAAGUUUUAACUUUAAAGGAAAAAAUUGAACUUUUAGAAUAUUUCAAGCAUCAAAAAAGCAGUGUUCGAAAAUUGGCCGAACACUUUAAAAUUGGAAAGACUCAGGCAGCAGACAUCAUUAAAAAUAGAGAAAAACUUAUGAAACUCUGGUGCGAAAAUGGAAAUAUGAACCAAAUUAGAAUAUCUUCGGCAAACGGACCUGGAUUUAAAAUUGAUAGAUGCGUUUUUGAAUGGUUUUCUCAAGUUAGAAGCAAAAAAUAUCCAGUAUCUGGACCAAUGUUACAGGAAAAGGCUAGAGAGGCAGCUGAGAAAUUGGGGAUAAAGGAUUUUAAAGCUUCUAAUGGAUGGUUGGAAAAGUUCAGAAAGAGACAUAUGAUUUCUUUUAAAUCAAUAAGUGGAGAGUCCGCUUCUGUGGACACUGACAUGGUUAAGGAUUGGUUGGAAAAGCUGCCUUCUUUAUUGGAGGACUAUGCACCCGAUGACGUAUUAAAUGCUGAUGAGACAGGUCUUUUUUUUCGGGCAUUACCGGAAAAAACUUUGUGUUUAAAAGGUGAAAAGUGUGAAGGAGGUAAAAUGUCAAAAGAAAGAUUGACGAUUUUACUUUGCGCAAGUAUGACCGGAGAACAAGAGCCCCCGUUGAUUAUAGGGAAAUCAAAUAAGCCCAGGUGUUUUAAAGGAAUGGAUUUAAUUAGGCUUGGAAUAAAAUGGAAAGCAAAUCGACGAGCAUGGAUGACCCAGGAUUUAAUGACUGAGUGGUUGCUUGAACUUGAUAGAAAAAUGGGCCGCAAAAACAGGAAAGUUCUUCUUUUCCUUGAUAAUGCAGCGUCUCACCCUAACAUUAAUCUAAAGAAUGUAAAAAUUGCAUUCUUUCCUCCAAAUGUAACAUCUGUUUGCCAGCCACUUGAUCAAGGUGUUAUUAAAAACUUCAAAGUGUUUUAUCGGCAACUAAUUUUAAAACACUUGAUUACGAGCUUAGAUGGGCCAAAUAAAGAAAACGUCAAAAUUGAUGUCUUACAAGCUUCUUUGUGGGUAAUAGCAGCCUGGAAAAAAGUAAAAAGUUCAACCAUUUUAAACUGUUUCACUAAGGCAGGUUUCAAAAAAGAUACAUCAGAAUGCAAUAUCCUUACAGAUGGCGUGGAUGACACAAAUUCUGAUGAUUCCUUUUCUGAAUUAACAAAUUUGAUUCGCUUGACUGGAGAAAGUGUUGUCAACGGUAAUGAUUUUGUAAACAUAGACGAAAAUAUUGAAUAUCAAAAGAAUGAUUUAAAUAUAGACGAAAUUGUUGAGAUGGUUACAAAUAUUGAUGCCGAGAGUGAAAAUGAAGACGAUGAUACUCAACUGCUUUCAGAAUACGAACCGAAAGUGAAAACUUUAAAUGAUGCUCAAACUUAUAUUGAGGAACUGAGACAUUUUUAUUUAUCGAAAAAUGAUGAAAUUGGUGUAAAGAUGCUAAAUGAUUUAAAAAUGUACCAUGAAGAUAUGGUGAGUCGCAGUCACUUAAACCAAACUUCUAUCACAUCUUUCUUUUCAACUGGAUAAUAGUAUGGAACAAAGACAUGUAUAUUGGAUUUCUUAAUCUUCUCUUUUUGUAUCAUAAAUAUUAUAAUUUUGUUACGUUUAAAUAAAUGUCAAUGUGAAUAGUUCUUAUAUAUUAUUUAAUUAUUUCUAAAUCAUUUCAAUUAUUCUAAAAGCAAUUUAUGGCUUGAGUAUUCUUUAUUAAUGUAUACCCUUCCCCUAAACGGACAACUCUCGUAAACGGACAAUUUUUUUGGUCCCGAGAGUGUCCGCUCAACGGAGGUUUCACUGUAUAUAUAUAUAUAUAUAUAAUUUCCUAGAAUACCUUAUAUAAUAAAGGAAAUUUAUUUCUAAAAUUGAAUAAGAAUCCUGAGCAGAGCUUAUAAAUACCUUAAAUAUGAUAGAAUCCACCAAUUUUAUAAUUAAUUAUUUCUUACACUUAGAUUUUAUAUUUGAUUUCAAGCACAAUAUGAAUAGCUAAAGAAUAUUGUUGUACAGCAUUGUUUCAAUAGUUAGUGGGAUGGAUAUGAGUUCAUGCUGGGAGCUUAACAUUGAUUUAGUCUGUGUUUUUUGAUCCUUCACACAGCAUCCUGUGAAUAGGGGGGUCUAGAUAAGCUUUCUAAAGAACUGAGGUGGUUUUGUGGUGACUGCACAGAACUUGCAUUCCAGACAAUACAUGAGAGUGCAAAAUUUAGCCUGGUUAUAAAUUUCAUUAAUGUUUGCUGCCCUUUACCAAAUUCCUUAUUUAAAUUAUGGGAUUGUGUUUUUAAUUAAAAAGUUAAUUUUGCUUUCUUUUUAUUUCUAUUUGUUAAAGUAAAAAAGAGUAAAAGAUUCCAAAGUUAAAUUAGUAUUUAACUAUU